Caenorhabditis angaria is the source of this 2077-nucleotide messenger RNA. Lineage: Eukaryota; Metazoa; Nematoda; Chromadorea; Rhabditida; Rhabditidae. The record is from the annotation of a GenBank genome assembly.
UUGGGUAGGUCAAAAUAUUGUAUAGUAAAUAAAUAUUGUUUUAACUUCUUUUUUUUCUCAAAAUUUUAUUUUCCUUAAUCUACCAAUUUUUUUUCAAUUUUCUCUGACUUGCUAACAUGUCAAUAUGCCUUACCUUUGCUCCAAAAAAAUUACACUUCUUCCCCCUGAAUUUUUUUUUACAUAAUCUAUAAUCUAUUUUAUUUUUUACUCGGGUCUAUCAAUUAGUUUUUGUUCUUUUCAACUUUUUUUCCUUUUUCUUCUAACGCUUUUGCUUGGCACCAAAGUAGAUGUUUUGUGUGUAUUUUCCGAAUCCCCCCACCUUUUUGUGUUUGGUUUUUUUCUUGGAAAACAAAUGUGAUUGUGAUUUUCAGUGAUGAGUUUGUUUGAAGAAACGAUUCGCUAUGGUGGAGCCGCCAAUGAGGCUGAUGGUGAUGUGAGUUUUUUUGAAAUUUGUUGAGAUUUGGGGCAUUACUUUAUGAUUAGUCACCUCAAAAUAUAAAAAACUACAUUGUUAGAGUUAGUGUAACUACGGAGAGGAGAUAGAGAUUUCUAGAGCUUGAGAAGAAGUUUUCAGCAUUUUGAUUGUUUCUGGGUUUCCAGGAAAAAAAUUUUUCGCACUUGUAAUUCGGAUAUUUCAUUCAUUGCCACACUACUUAAAAUAGUUUCCAAAACUCCUGAAAUAGUUUUCUGUAGAUCAAAAAUUAAAAAUCCUAUUUUUUGGAAUUGAUAACCUCACCUCGAUUCACAAGACUGAGUCAGUGCUCAAACAUUCUUAAAAACGCUCUGUGAAAUCGACAUUCCUUUCUGGUUCGUUGAACGAAUUAGAAUUACAGAGAUCAAAAUUUGAUGAUUCACUAUUUCUUCCCGGAAAUUCGAUGAUUUCCACAAUCUUCUUAAAGCAUUCAAAAAUUAUUUUAAAAUUUCAAAACCUGAAUAUUUCAAAUAAUGAUUUAUCAAACACGUUUUUCAAAUAAUUUUGCACCUGACCACCCUCAGAUUUUCAACACAAAUCUCAGCAUGAUGCGAGUUCACACAAUACAAAGUUUGUGAGAAACAUAAUUUCUAUUUUUAAAAUUUACACCUGCUUUCCUGAUAAUAGGCAGGCAGGAAAUAAAAUAUUCAAAUUUUCAGGAUGCUCAACGCAAAGCUGAAGAGCGUGAGAGAAAGAAGGCCGAAGUUCGUAAACGUCUUGAAGAAGCCGGACAGAAGAAACAAAAGAAAGGAUUUUUGACACCAGAAAGAAAGAAGAAGCUUCGUGUAGGUUACUUAUCUCGAAACAAAUUUCAAAGCAAAAUAAAAAAUUUCCCGAAUUUCAGAAGCUUUUGAUGAUCAAAGCCGCUGAAGACUUGAAAGCUCAACAACUUUUAAAAGAGCAAGAAAGAGUGAAGAUUCUCAACGAGAGAACAAUUCCAUUGCCAGAAGUUGAUAGCAUUGAUGACAAAGGAAAACUCGAAAAAAUCUACAAUGAUCUUUUCUCCCGUUUGUGUUCACUUGAAGAGGAAAAAUAUGAUAUCAAUGCAGUUACAACUCAAACUGAAACCACUAUCAAUGCCUUGAACAUUGAGGUUAAUGAUUUGAGAGGAAAAUUGUGAGUGUAUUUUUUAAAGAAUCAAAAAAAAAUCAAUAAAAGUGUUCCAGCGUCAAGCCAUCAUUGAAGAAGGUUUCAAAAUACGACAACAAAUUCAAAAAAUUGGCCGAGGCUAAGGCUGAAGCUGAGAGCAACAAGAACUUCAGAAACAACUUGAAGGUUGUCAAGAAGGAGAGCGUUUUCACUCAAUUGUCAAACAAGGUUUGUGGAUUGGGAAGUCCAAUAUUCAAAUGAAAACCAAUUUAUUCAUUUCGUGAACCCCCACUUUGACAUUUUUUUUUAAUUUCCGCAUUCAUUUAUCACUCACUUUUUGUGCCCCUCCACCCUCAAUCCAAUUUUUUCCAGAAGAAGUCUGAAAAACCAGAAUGGUCCAAGAAGAACAAGGAAGAAAAGAAGGAAGAAGUUGCUGUUGCUGAACCAGUCGCUGAAGCCGUCGAAGAAGAAGAACCAGAAGCUUCGGAAGAGGAAGAAGAAGCUGAUGAGGAAUAA